Messenger RNA from Drosophila rhopaloa, 2973 nucleotides. RefSeq lists its product as uncharacterized. NCBI's taxonomy places the organism in Eukaryota, Metazoa, Arthropoda, Insecta, Diptera, Drosophilidae. The transcript has a single exon. The record is from RefSeq and is a predicted model, not a curated record. Bases 469 to 1278 code for a protein of 269 amino acids. Gene Ontology annotation, cellular component: cytoplasm; nucleus.
GAGUUGUUAAAAUAUGGAUGUGGCUUCAUUGAUAGUAUUGUAUCGAACAUUUGCGUCAUUAACAUUACAUAUGUCAAACAGAAACUUUUCCACUUUUAAUAUAUCACUGAAAUCCCUGAGAUCUACUGGUUUUUUAUUAAAUCUUGAGACAAUUAAAUGUAACACAACUUUGAAACAUUUGUUUACCUUUUUCUGCAAACUAAUGAAAGUAAUACAACAAAUCGAAAAACUGUUGUUUUUGAUACUAACGAUAGCCCUAAAACCAUCGAUGGUGUGCUAAAGCCGAACAAUCAAGUGUAUCGAUAGUUGGGUACAUUUGUUUGUGCGUAGAAAGUAAAUUGGCGAAACGAAACGGAUCGAAAAACUUAACAAAAAGUUAGCAAACUGCCAAAGAACACACGGGUUAUUCUCUGGAUAUAGCCGCCAUAUUAACGGACCGAUACCGGAACACACCAAAGCCACUCCACCAUGGACAUUAUGGACAUCCAGGCCGUCGAGUCCAAGCUGAGUGACGUCACGGUGACACCGAUACCGCGCAGCCAGGUGCAGAAUUUCUACAAUUACCAACAGCAGCGGGAGCAGCGUGAGCAACAGCCCCAGAUCCAAAUUUCGGCCAUCCACCACUCGAGGGGAACCGGAGGAUCAGCCUCCUCCGCCACGGAUUACUCCACGGGCAGCGGAGGUAAGCGGGAGCGGGAACGCUCCUCCGCCAGCGAUUACAGCAGCUCCUCCAGCAAGCAGAGCUCCGCUGCUGCGGCAAAUGCAGCCGCCGCCGCAGCCGCCGUCGCUGCCCUCCAGUACUCCCCGAAGUUCCUUCAGGCCCAGUUGGCCCUCCUUCAGCAGCAGUCGAACACCACGGCCACGCCUGCAGCAGCUGCAGCGGCGGCCCUCUCCCUGGCCAAUAUGUGCUCCACCAAUGGCGGACAGAGGAACUCCACCUCCUCCUCCAGCAAUGGCCAGAGCAUGGGCUUGAAUCUGAGCUCCUCGCAGCUGAAGUACCCGCCACCCUCUACCUCGCCCGUGGUGGUUACCACCCAGACCUCGGCCAACAUCACCACACCGCUCACUUCUACGGCUAGUUUGCCCUCCGUGGGACCAGGCAACGGGCUGACCAAGUACGCCCAGUUGCUGGCCGUCAUCGAGGAGAUGGGACGCGACAUCCGGCCUACCUACACGGGCUCACGCAGCUCCACGGAGCGUCUCAAGCGCGGCAUUGUUCAUGCCCGUAUCCUGGUGCGCGAAUGCCUAAUGGAGACUGAGCGAGCCGCGCGCCAAUGAGAGGAGGAGUCGCUGGCGCCGCAGCUGGCGUCGUCGGAUUGAAGAGGACCAGGAUGGGAGGGUCAUCCUCAUUUCACGACUAGGUUAAUUCCCCUAACCCCAGAAAGGAUGGGUCGAAUUUAUUGACCAGGCAUCUUUGGAGCUAUUAGAAAUUUUGCACGAUUGUGAGCCAAUUCCGCUUGGAUAUCAUAGGAUUAAUAUAAUUUGUAAACUUCCCACUGACAUUAUCUUAAAGCAAAAGAAUCUGCUCAAGAAGAGCAGGCACGAUUUCCUUACUUGAGCGCUUCUUUUUCUGUUUUCGAUUUAGUUGUUAGGCAUUCCAAAUUGUUACAAUGGAUCUUACCACAUUUAGUUUCUUGAAAUUUAUGAGUCUUGGCAGAUCUCAAUGACAACAAAAAUGCAAGCAAACUUCGGCAAGCCGAAUUUCAUAUACCUUUGCAGCAGUUACAAAAAUUAAAUAUUCUAUAUUUCGAUGCUCUAAAAAAAAUGAAUCUGCUAUGUAGAUUUUCCGAUACAUUUUUCGAUCGUUCCUAUGGCAGCUAUAUGAUAUAGUCGUCCGAUAUGGGGCCGAUCCGGUCCGUUCCUACUUGUAUACUACGUGCAACAAAAAGAAGACUUUGAGCUAAGUUUCAUCCAAAUAGCUUUAAGACUUAGGAACUAGUUUUCGUAGAAACGGAUGGACGGCCAGGCAAACAGACGAACAUAGCAAGAUCAACUCGCCUGGUGAUGCUGAACAAGAAUAUAUGCUUUUUAGGGUCGGAAAUGUGCUCUUCACUGCGUUGCAACAUUGUGACUGAAAUUAUAAUACUCUCUGCAAGGGUAUACAAAUUAGGUGUUAGAUUUUUAUAAUUAUAUGUAAUUAUAAUUAUAUAAAUAUAUCUCAACAUCACAAUUUAACAUUUAUCAUAUUUAAAACUUCAAAGAGAUUGUCUUGCUUUUCAGCUAAUGUUACCUUAUCAGAGAUGUUGCAGUUUACCAGCUGGUUUUAGCGUACCGUGAAAAUAAGAGAACUAACGCAUGGAAAGAUGCUCAGAACACUCCAAAGAUUGCAAAAACCCAUCCUAUCCCACGAAUGUCCCUGUAUUACGCAUUAAAAGUAGCAAUUUGUAUUAACUUAUAAGUCUCCAUCAACUUAAUGGCCCUCGGGCCGCCGGACCAUAGUUAAAGAAUGUUUAGACUAGCUCAGGUUACAAUCGGUUAAAUCUGCAUUGCUAUAGCUGCAACACAAGUUAUUAUAUUAUUUCUCUUUACCACAUAAUUAACAAUCUGUAUCCGUAAUCGUAAGACUAAGAUGCACCUGCUGAUCCCGUGUGCUUGUCCCGAUGUGUGUCUGCGUAGUGAAUGCGAUUAAUUAUCUAAUGGGGAUUGCUUAGGCGGAGGAGAUCCGUCCAUCGGCAGGAUGUGAGUAUGAGUUCGCCACUGCCGGGGUCUCCUCGUUAUUUUAGAGAACUAUACAAAUUCAUAUAUGUAGUUAAGCAGAGAUAUAUGUAUACAUAUAUAUACUUGUUAUGCAAGCAAACAAUGUGCAUGUCCAAGUGAAUGGUGAAUUAGUGGCAAUUGACACGAAAAUAUUUAUAUAUGUAUACACAUAGAACACAACUUGUAUAUUUACUAUAUGUAUGAGCAAAUACGACUAAGUUCAAGCCUGUAUACCAAACCGAAUUCGAAAUAAAUGCGCAAUUUUGGUUUUUGUAA